Ilex paraguariensis (yerba mate) is the source of this 1219-nucleotide messenger RNA. The record is from the annotation of a GenBank genome assembly. Lineage: Eukaryota; Viridiplantae; Streptophyta; Magnoliopsida; Aquifoliales; Aquifoliaceae.
UGUGAACACGAAGAACAAACAAUCCGUCUUAUAGUAAGUUUCUUUACAGUUUUGUAAUUAUGGGCAUUAGUUUUAUUUCAUUGUUCUUGUGUGUCAUCAAAUCUGACAAAUUUGUAAUCUUAUUCUUAAGCCUACUGAUUAAAGCAUAUAGAUCCGCCAUCUUCAUUGUUAAUUGUUGCUGCUAAAAUCGCGGUAGUGAUCAUUAACAACAUAGUUCAAAACAUGACAAUCCGAUCCCGCCAUUACGGGAUCUACUCAACUAUAUUGAUUACUUCAUCAAUUAUUGUUUCUGUUAUUAUCAUCAACAUCGUGCCUUUUGGAUGCGUAACGAAAUUAUACCCCAAUUAUACCUUUUUCGGCCUUUUGACUAACAUCUUUCUGUCUUUGAUGUUUUUUUGGGCUAGUUUCAAUGGAACGAGUAGCUCCCUCAUCAUUUGUUCUCAAGGUAAAUAUCAGCUGCCAUGGAUGUGAGAGAGACAUCGACAAAGUGAUGCAAAAAAUUCCAGGACUAUGGCCUAAAUCAACGAUAAUAGAUGCAAAGCAAGGAAGAGUUACUGUUUCUGGCUUUGUAGACCCUCAAACCGUAAUAAGGGAGCUUAGGAAGGCUGGGAAAAUAGCAGAGCUCUUGGUAGAGCACAACCCUCGGGCUCCUGCCGCGGCUAAUGACCGGAAUUUGCAGAUUAUUUCACGGUCAGAAGUGGAUGUGGGAAAUACACGGGGUCAAGCUGUUGUCGUUGACCCAGUUCGCUUGGCGGCAAAUAUGGCCCAGUUCGUGAAUGGUAUUGAACGCUUGAAGUCAGUGGAGCUGACCCGUGACCGUAUAAAGAUGUCUUUCUUCGAUUAUCCAAGUGGGAAAUAUGGUGAUACAUCUCGUGGCAGUGGUGGUACAUCUCGUAGCAGUGGUGGUAAUACAACUAGUAUCCGUAAUAGUAUCAGUAGUGGUGGUGGUGGUAGUGGUACAACUAGUAUCCGCAGUGGUGGUGGUGGUGGUACAACUAGUAUCCGUACUAGCAUCAGUAGUGGUGGUGGUGGUGCAGCUCGUAUCCAUAGUAGUGGUAGUGGUGGUACAACUAGUAUCCGUAGUGGUGGUAGUGGCACAAAUAUCCAUAGUGGUGGUGGUGGUGCAGCUCGUAUCCAUAGUAGUGGUGGUGGUGGUACAACUAGUAUGCGUAGUGGUGGUGGUCAUCGUAUUAAGUCUACGGGAGCACGACAACCUUAA